CUGCACGCAGACAAACCCCCUCCUUCUGACAAACACUUGUAGGAAAUCAGGCUGGGCGCUUCCUGCCGAGGCGAGGCGGCCUCAGCCGCCGCAGGGGCGGGGAGAGGUGGGGAGCGAUGCUGGUCUGUGAGCAGCAGCUUGGGCUGGCAGAACGGCCUGGAGGCGGGCCAGGGCGCAAUGGAGACAGGGGGCUCCCUGGGUUUGGAACAAAGACUUCACAGACAGGUCCCCUGAAACUGGGUCGGCAGGACGGUGGUGGAGCCCGAGAGAGGGCACAGGCAGGAUGGCCGAUGCCGACAGGAGCCAGCGGUGACUCUGGGGCCCCUGGCAGCAGCUCUGUCUCCUGAAGAUGAAGUGGCCCAGGUGAAGCUCAGGCCAACCCCGAUGGCCAGCUCGGAGACUGAGAUCUGCUGGGUUGAGCCUGGCCUGGGGAAGGGUCCCCGGCGGCGGCACUGGGCCUGGGCUGAGGACAAGAGGGAUGUGGAUAAUGGUUCACAAAGCUGGGGAGAAGAGGGACUCUUUCCCAAUGCCACCAGCCCCGAGCUCCUGGAGGACUUCCGCCUGGCCCAGCAGCACCUGCCGCCUCUGGAGUGGGACCCGCAUCUGCAGCCCAAUGGGCAUCCGGAUUGUGAGUCAGGAGAGACUUCAGGAGAAGAGGCUGAAGCAGAGGAUGUGGACAGCCCAGCAAGUUCCCAUGAGCCUCUCGCCUGGCUCCCCCAGCAGGGCCGUCAGCUGGACAUGACUGAAGAGGAGCCAGAUGGGACCCUUAGAAGUCUGGAGGUUGAGGAGGCUGGAGAGAGCUCCCCAAGGUUGGGGUAUGAGGCUGGUCUCAGCUUGGAGGGCCGUGGAAACACCAGCCCCGUGGCUCUUGGGCAUGGUCAGGCCAGGGGCUGGGUGGCUUCUAGCGAACAAGCCAGUGGGGACAAACUUUCUGAACAUUCCGAGGUCAACCCAUCCGUUGAGCUCAGCCCAGCAAGGUCCUGGAGUAGUGGGACAGUGAGCCUCAACCACCCUAGUGACAGCCUUGAUUCUACCUGGGAAGGAGAGACCGGUGGCCCCCAGCCCACUGCCCUGGCAGAAACCUUACUAGAGGGCCCCAGCCACCACCUCCUAAACCCAGAUGACAGAACUGGAGGCAGCGUUGCUCUGGCAACCCCCAUGGAAUUCCAGGACUCCUCAGCUCCCCGAGCCCAGAGUCCGCAGCCUGCCGCGGAUAGAUGGAGGAGAGAAACGACCAGAUUCUCCUGCCCUCAGCCCGAGGAACACAUCUGGAAGCAGACAAAGACGUCACCUAAGCCACUCCCUUCCCGAUUCAUUGGCUCCAUCAGCCCCCUGAAUCCUCAGCCCAGGUCAACACGGCAGGGCAGGCCGCUGCCCAAACAGGGAGCCACUCUGGCUGGCCGCUCCUCUUCUAAUGCCCCCAAGUAUGGCCGGGGGCAGUUGAACUACCCACUCCCUGACUUCUCCAAGGUAGGGCCCCGGGUGAGAUUCCCCAAAGAUGAGAGCUACCGUCCCCCCAAGUCCAGAAGCCACAACAGGAAGCCUCAGGCCCCUGCCAGGCCCCUCAUCUUCAAGUCACCAGCUGAGAUUGUGCAGGAGGUGCUGUUGAGCAGUGGAGAAGCAGCCUUGGCAAAGGACACGCCUCCUGCCCACCACCCCAUCACCAGGGUACCCCAAGAAUUUCAGACGCCUGAGCAAGCCACUGAACUGGUCCAUCAGCUCCAGGAAGACUACCACAGGCUUCUCACCAAGUACGCUGAGGCCGAGAACACCAUCGACCAGCUACGCCUCGGUGCCAAGGUGAACCUGUUCUCUGACCCACCCCAGCCCAGCCACAGCAUCCACACAGGAAUGGUGCCCCAAGGGACCAAGGUCUUGUCCUUCACCAUCCCACAGCCCCGCUCUGCAGAGUGGUGGCUGGGCCCGGCCGAGGACCCCCAGGCCUCUGCGGCCUCAGGGUGGCCAUCAGCUCGAGGAGACCUGAGCCCCUCCUCGCUCACCAGCAUGCCCACCCUGGGGUGGCUUCCAGAGAACCAGGGCAUCUCCGAGGACCAGUCCUCAGCAGAGCAGACCCAGGCACUGGCUUCUCAGGCCAAGCAGUUCCUGGCCAAGGUGGAGUCCUUUGAAAGACUGAUACAGGCAGGACGUCUCAUGCCCCAGGACCAACUCAAGGGCUUCCAGCGGCUGAAGGCUGCCCACGCGGCCCUAGAGGAGGAGUACCUGAAGGCCUGCCGGGAGCAACACCCUGCCCAGCCGCUUGCUGGCUCCAAGGGGACACCUGGAAGAUUUGAUCCUGGCAGGGAGCUGGAGGCAGAGAUAUACCGUCUGGGAAGUUGCCUGGAAGAGCUGAAGGAACACAUAGACCAGACCCAGCAAGAGCCUGAGCCGCCCGGGUCAGACUCAGCUCUGGACAGUACCCCAGCCCUGCCCUGCCUCCACCAGCCAACACACCUGCCUGCUCCUUCCAGACAAGCCCCCAUGCCAGCCAUCAAGACCUCCUGCCCUGAGCCUGCUACCACCACUGCCGCCGCCAGCGCUGGCCCCCGCCCAUUGCACAUAAAUGUGGAGGUGAGCUCUGGCAACAGUAAGGUGGAGGACAGGCCACAGGACCCCCUGGCCCGACUCAGGCACAAGGAGCUGCAGAUGGAACAAGUGUACCAUGGCCUCAUGGAGCGGUACCUCAGUGUGAAAUCUCUCCCGGAAGCCAUGAGAAUGGAGGAGGAGAAAGAAGGAGAGGAGGAGGAGGAGGAGGAGAGGGGAGGUGACUCCCUAGAAGUUGAUGGGGUGGCUGCAGCUCCAGGGAAAGCAGAGGCCACCAGGGUCCUCCCAAAGCAGCACCUGGUGCAGGCUGAGAAAAGUCAUGGGGCUCCCCUGGAGGAGGCCACGGAGCAGAUGCUAUCUGUGAAGCCACCAGGUUUCCAGACAUCCCUGGCUAGAGACGGGCACAUGUCAGGCCUGGGCAAGGCUAAGGCAGCCCCUCCAGGCCCUGGCAUGCCACCCCACCCUCCAGGCACCAAGUCCGCAGCGUCCCACCAAAGUAGUAUGACCAGCCUGGAGGGAAGCGGCAUCUCUGAGCGCCUUCCACAGAAGCCUUUGCACCAAGGUUGUGGGCCCCACCUGGAGGAGCCCUGGAUGGCAUCCCCGGAGACAGACAGUGGCUUUGUUGGCUCAGAAACAAGCAGAGUUUCACCCCUCACCCAGACUCCAGAGCACCGGCUCUCCCACAUCAGCACAGCAGGAACAUUAGCCCAGCCCUUCGCUGCAUCUGUGCCCAGGGAGGGAGCUUCCUACCCCAAGGCCAGGGGUUCUCUGAUCCCCAGAAGAGCCACAGAGCCCAGCACACCCCGGAGCCGAGCACAGAGGCACCUCUCCAGCCCAAGUGGGCCUCUCCGGCAGAGGGCACCCAACUUCAGCCUGGAGCGGACAUUGGCAGCUGAGAUGGCGGUUCCUGGCUCAGAGUUUGAGGGGCACAAACGGAUUUCUGAACAGCUCCUUCCCAGCAAGACAAUCAGCCCACCCCCAACCCCCGCCACUGCCACUGCCCCUCUGCCCCGUGGACCAACAGAGACCAUCCCCAACUUCCUGCUCACCAGGGCAGGGCGAGACCAGGCCAUCCGUGAGCUGCAAGAAGAGGUGUCCCGGCUCCGUCUGCGGCUGGAGGACAGCCUGCACCGGCCACCCCAGGGCAGCCCAGCAUGCCCAGCGUCUGUCUUUGACCGCCCCGCCCGGACCCGCGGCCGACCAGCGGACUCCCCAGCCACCUGGGGCUCCCAUUAUGGCAGUAAAUCCACAGAGAGAUUGCCUGGUGAGCCUAGAGGUGAAGAGCAGAUUGUCCCUGCAGGAAGGCAGCGAGCCCGAUCUUCCUCAGUGCCUCGGGAGGUGCCCCGACUGUCCCUGAGUUCAGAAUCUGAGCUGCCCUCCCCGCCACUGUUCUCUGAGAAGAGCAAGACCACCAAGGACAGUCCACAGGCAGCUCGGGAUGGAAAGAGAGGGGUGGGCAGUGCUGGAUGGCCAGACAGGGUCACCUUCCGGGGCCAGUACACAGGUGGUGCUGCCACAGGGGACCCACUGGGACCGCCUCCCGCUGAUACCCUUCAGUGUCCCCUGUGUGGUCGAGUUGGUUCUCCCCCAGAGGCAAAUGGUCCAGGCUCAGCCACCUCUGGGGCAGAGAAGGCCACCAAGAGGAGAAAAGCACCUUCAACUCCCAGCCCCAAGCAGAGGAGCAAGCAGGCGGGGUCGUCGCCACGCCCGCCCCCCGGACUGUGGUAUCUGGCGACAGCGCCCCCAGCACCAGCCCCUCCGGCCUUUGCCUACAUCUCCUCGGUUCCCAUCAUGCCUUAUCCACCUGCCGCUGUGUACUAUGCGCCCGCAGGACCUACCUCAGCCCAACCAGCCGCCGAGUGGCCCCCCACAGCCUCUCCCCCACCAGCCCGGAGACACCGGCACUCCAUCCAGCUCGACCUGGGUGACCUAGAGGAGCUCAACAAGGCCCUGAGCCGGGCCGUGCAGGCUGCUGAGAGCGUCCGCUCCACCACCAGGCAGAUGAGAAGCUCACUGUCGGCCGACCUGCGCCAGGCUCACAGCCUGCGGGGCUCCUGCCUCUUCUGACUUCACUGGGGGCCCAGAGACAGAUGAGUGGGCGGGUGAGCAGGUGGCCUGCCAGGCCAGGAGUGGGCUGGAGCUGCUGAGGCCCAGAAAGCCCGCAUGGUUCCUCACCAGGAGGGUCUCCCUCCAGCACGGGCCCCACCUGCUCAGUCCCUGUGCUUUCCAAGUGGAGGGGGUGUCAGUUCGGUCACCAAGAGAAGCGACUUCCCAGGAGCACCAGUCCCCUCACAGAGGUGCUGUGAGCGAGGCCUCCUUCGGCCCAGGCGGAGCCUCGGGCAGUCUCUCCUGGUCCUGCAUGUGUCCACCUCCCGCUAAUAAUAGGUAUUUUGUAUACAGAUGGACAGAUAUUUUUUUAAACAGGGGAGUUUUCCUGAUCUUGGUUCCUCCUUAGGGGGCCAGACAAGAAAGGAAAGGCCUACGGUUUCUGGAGCAACCCUGUCCCCCACCUGUGACCAGUCACUCUGGGGCAAGCAUCUCUGGGAAGGGCACAGCCGGAGACCUUUCUCCUAGUGACUGGCAGUCAGCGGGGCAUUUUAGGAUGUCAGGGCCCCAGGGUGACAUGUGUCCAGCUUCUCUAUGGCAGCAGAGGCCUUUCCCACAGACCUGCUGGGGUGGAGACAAGCUACAAAGUGCCCAGGAUGCCAUCCACCGCGGUCCCCUUCAGUACCUCACACAUGGUCCCCAGCUUCUCCUAGGAUCCCAGUGGCAUUUAUCAGUGGCCAGCUACCUGCCAGGCCCAGGCUGGGGCACGGUCUGUGGCCACGAGGCCAGGCCGCCUCCCGCACCCCCACCCCGUGGCAGCGCAUACCUCUGCAUUUCUGGAAUGUGUGUGCAUCAAUGAUGUUUGUAUAUUUGAGGCAUUUAAAAAUCUAUUUUCGUUACAAGGGCAAAUGAAGAAUGAAUAUUGAUCUUAAAAAAAGAAAAGAAGACAAAAAAAAAAAAAAAUACCCAAAGCCAUCCAUGUCUCUGCUGUGUGUCAUUAAACUUUUGCCUUCUAAAGUCAAGUUCAUGGGGUGGAAAAUUUGAAGCCCAGACAAGCCCUUUCCCAGGGGAGCUGUUGGGUGCUCUGCCUGCCUCCCUCUGGUGGCUUCUGUUUCUCCAGUUUUCCCCCUUUGCCUAUCUCAGAACCACAAAUCUUUCAACUGCAGAGGGCUUUGACGUGGGGCUACCUAACCAAGUCCCUUUUGACUGAGGCCGGAGAUGUAAGCGAGGCACACAGCAAGUUGCUGUCUAUAAGAGCAUGCACCUGGACACUCCAGUGCUCCUUUCUCUCUCUCUUUCUUUUUUUUAAUUUUUUUUUUAUUUUUUUGAGACGGAGUUUCACUCUGGUUGCCCAGGCUGGCGUACAGUGGCGGAAUCUCAGCUCACUGCAACCUCUGCCUCCUGGGUUCAAGCGAUUCUCUUGCCUCAGCUUCCUGAAUAGCUGGGAUUACAGGCAUGCACCACCACGUCCGGCUAAUUUUGUAUUUUUAGUAGAGACAGGGUUUCUCCAUGUUGGUCAGGCUGAUCUUGAACUCCCAACCUCAGGUCAUCUGCCCACCUCAGCCUCCCAAAGUGCUGGGAUUACAGGCGUGAGCCGCGGUGCCUGGACUUCCAGUGCUCCUUUCAAUAGCGAACAGCAGCUGCCAUUUAGGGAGCAGCUGCUGGACCCUGAUCCCUGUGCUAAGCCCUGGGCAUGUCCUGCUUCACACAGUCCAUGCGCUAACCCUCCAGACCCUCACUCUGCCCCGCUUUUACUGAUGAGAGUGAGGUUCCACUGGGCCAUCUGCCCAAACUGGUUUGGGAGAGAGCCUGUGUUUGAACUCAUUAGUUUGACUCCAAAGUCCACAUUCUUUGUUGUGUGUUUUUUGCUUCCUGUACCUCCAUGAUUCUUUUUCUCUUGACCUCCUGUUUCUUCUUCAUGUGGCUUUUUCUUCUACCUUCCCCACUUCUCGUCUCCCUUGCUUCUCCCUGCCCUGCCCACCACGACUCAUUUCUGUUUUAAUUUUCAGCAGAUCCUCCUCAGUAGGGUUUAAAAUGGUGUCUCACUAAUAGUAAAACUGAAAUGGAAAAACUUCUUGUAGGUGUUGAGCCUUCAGUUCCAGGCCAUUGUGGGGCCCCAGAGGCUGUUCUGUCCCCUUGCCUUCUGAGGACAUCAGGUCGGUGUCCCCAGCCUCCGUGCUGUGGGCACAGCAGUGGUUUGAGUGCUGAGCAAAGGGUGCCAUAGUCUUGGCCCUGUGGAGUUUGGCUGCUAGGAUAGGAGGUACAAAGGGGAGUGGUGCCUGAGGACACAGGACUAGACCCCGGGGCAUCAGGGACUCAGGCUCAUGGUCCUGUCACCUGGGAUGGUGUAGACAGCUGCACACAUGGAAUUACUCAAACAACUCAGGCCCAAUUUUUCUGCCACAGGAGGGGUGCUGCUUCCCUCAUGUAACAAGAGGCUGUCAAUCACGAUCACCCAGGUCUGGGUGAGGCCGGCCCUUCGAGGCUUGUACCACUGAGUGAGCCAUGCCUCCAGCUUGGCUCCACCUCAUGGCUCCAUAUUUGCAACAUGUCAGCUGAUUUUCAGGGACCAGCCUCACCCUUAUGUGUUGUCUCCUUCUUCUGUGUCUCCCAGGUGAGCACCCUGAGGACAUGUCCAUGGAGACACCCAGCCCCUCUGGCCUGGGCCCCAAGCCCUCUGCAUCACCCCAGCCCUUCCCUGGCCCAGGCAACUACCUCUUGCUUGGAUGCCCACAGCAGCCUUCACUCAGGCCUUCCUGCCUGCAGCCUUGACCCCCAGCAUGCCUCCCCACAUGGCCAUGGUAAUACUGGAAUAAGGUCCUUGUGAUGGGCACCACAUGCCUGAACUCUCCCCACCUGAUCCACCUUGUAUUAGUCUGUUCUCACAUUGCUAUAAAGAAAUACCUGAGACUUGGUAGUUU
Messenger RNA from Macaca mulatta (Rhesus monkey), 7508 nucleotides. The record is from RefSeq and is a predicted model, not a curated record. Lineage: Eukaryota; Metazoa; Chordata; Mammalia; Primates; Cercopithecidae.